Drosophila yakuba is the source of this 1938-nucleotide messenger RNA. RefSeq names its product odorant receptor 98a. Gene Ontology annotation, molecular function: olfactory receptor activity; odorant binding. The record is from RefSeq and is a predicted model, not a curated record. Gene Ontology annotation, biological process: detection of chemical stimulus involved in sensory perception of smell; sensory perception of smell. Gene Ontology annotation, cellular component: plasma membrane. The transcript has 3 exons. The coding region runs from base 111 to 1298 and encodes 395 amino acids. Lineage: Eukaryota; Metazoa; Arthropoda; Insecta; Diptera; Drosophilidae.
AUUUUGGGUGUGUUUUGGGUAAAAACAUAGACAAUUGGUAGUAUAAAUACAGUAGGUCUAAAAUAACCCCCAACAGUUUAGAACAGACAUCGAGACCGAGAAGUGCAACAAUGUUGUUCAACUAUCUGCGAAAACCGAAUCCGAAGAACCUCUUGGGCUCUCCAGACGCAUUUAGAUACUUCGAAUAUGCAAUGUUUUGCAUGGGAUGGAAAAGUCCAGCAACCUAUAAGAUUCUUUACUACAUAACAUCCAGUUUGCUUUUCGCUUGGUGUGCAGUAUACUUGCCCAUCGGAAUCAUCAUUAGUUGCAAAAAGGAUAUAAACACUUUCACGCCGAAUGAACUGCUGACAGUUUUGCAAUUAUUUUUCAAUUCAGUGGGAAUGCCAUUCAAGGUUAUAUUCUUCAAUGUGUAUAUUUCGGGAUUUUACAAGGCCAAAAAGCUACUGAGCGAAAUGGACAAACGUUGCACUACUAUGAAGGAGCGAGUGGAGGUGCAUCGAAGUGUGGUCUCUUGCAACAAAGCCUACCUUAUUUACCAGUUCAUCUAUACCGCCUACACUAUUUCCACUUUUCUAUCGGCCGCCCUAAGUGGAAAGUUGCCAUGGCGCAUCUAUAAUCCGUUUGUUGAUUGGCGAGCAAGUCGUUCCAGUUUUUGGAACGCUGCCCUCAACGAGACAGCACUCAUGCUAUUUGCUGUGACCCAAACCCUAAUGAGCGACAUAUAUCCACUGCUAUAUGGUUUGAUCCUGAGAGUUCACAUCAAACUUUUGCGCCUGAGGGUGGAGAAACUUUGCACUGAGCCCGGAAAAAGCGAUGCUGAAAACGAGCAAGAUUUGAUUAAGUGCAUCAAGGAUCAUAAGCUUAUUUUUGAGUAUGCUGCAGCAAUACGACCAGCGAUCUCAUGCACAAUCUUAAUCCAAUUCCUAUUGAUUGGAAUUUGCCUUGGCCUUUCCAUGAUCAAUUUGCUCUUCUUUUCGGACAUCUGGACAGGAUUGGCCACAGUGGCCUAUAUUAAUGGUCUAAUGGUGCAGACAUUUCCAUUUUGCUUUGUGUGUGAUCUGCUCAGAACGGAUUGUGAACUUCUGGUUUCGGCCAUAUUCCAUUCCAACUGGAUUCAUUCUAGUCGCAGUUACAAAUCCACACUGAUUUAUUUCCUGAAGAACUCCCAAAAAUCAAUUGCUUUUACAGCCGGCUCUGUUUUUCCCAUCUCCACACGAUCGAAUAUUAAGGUGGCUAAGCUGGCGUUUUCGGUGGUUACCUUUGUCAAUCAACUGAACCUGGCUGACAGAUUGACAUAGAAAUAAUUAUUGCACAAAGUAAAGAAUCCAAUAGUAAUUUGCAGCAUUGCAGAAAAUAACUCUGUCAAAUUUAGUGCGCUAUUAGUUUAAUUAUUUUCCAUUAAUUCUUUUCCUUGGGCCAAAUAAAAAAUUCCUUUCCCAGCUACUUCUGUGGUCACUGCUGCAAGCCAAAAUUCCGGAAGCUGACAAGUUGAAGGGGGAUUAGAAGCAACUACCAACAUAAGUGACCUAAGUACACAUGCACUCUGCUUAGCUCUAAAAUCAAUUUGGCCUAACCGCAAAAGGAAACAUAUACAGAUAACAACAACGGCUUUCAAAUUUUGUGGCCUGUCUGUAGGAGAAAGUUUGGGGGGGUGUGGAAAAACAAGUAAAUAAACAAGCAAAUAAACAGUGAGGCCAAAAGACGCUGGGGCAGAUGGUAAAGUCAAUUAAAAUUCAGGAAAAUUAAUUGCUUAAAAUACGCAUAGAAUUGAUUUACAAAUUCGCCAAGGACAUCGUAAACAAGAAAUCUGUUUUAAUUGCGGUUGCGCCUUGGGCAAGGACUCCAGACUUUAAACUCUAAACGCCGCCCCCCCCAUCUCCCUGAAAAUCCAUUCCUUCCUUCAUUCCUUCAGCAGCGAGUUCAAAGUCUAGCCGCUAG